ACUUUAGUUCUGAGAUUUUUCAAGACCUUCAAUGGUGCUGCGGGUUCUGAUCUUCUCUGCCCUCCUUUGCCUGGCUUUGGCACAUGAAAGCAGUGAAGAACAUGAUAAGACUCAAAUAUAACCAUGUCCUUUUAUUGCUUUUUUAUUGCUUGUUCUCUGGAGGACACUCUGAAGAGAAUCCUAGUGAGAAUCCCAGUGGGAAGCGAGGCCACUGCCCAAUUGUCCCUUCUGGUAAUAAUGUGACCCUUGCUGCUUGUGCCACCUCUUGCCCUGGAGGCUCCAACUGCUCUAACAUCGAGUGCUCCUCUGACACCAACUGCACUGGAAUCGAGAAAUGCUGUAACACCGGCUUUGGAAUGAAAUGCGUCUACCCAGAAUACAAGUCAACUUGUGUGGAGGAUAUAGACUGUGCUGGAAUUCUAAUCUGCUGCAAAGGACACUGUGUCCUUCCAAAGCCCCCCAAGAAAUGGCUGAUAGGAAAGAUCAACAAAUCCAAAUGUGACUGAGGAGAGAAUAAACAAGCGACUGAGGAGUCAGCGCACAAUGGGCUGAAACUUGAUGUUGCAUGAAAAAAAUGUCUGAAACAAUAAAC
Xenopus laevis (African clawed frog) is the source of this 592-nucleotide messenger RNA. Its product is annotated as waprin-Phi1. NCBI's taxonomy places the organism in Eukaryota, Metazoa, Chordata, Amphibia, Anura, Pipidae. The transcript has 4 exons. The record is from RefSeq and is a predicted model, not a curated record. The coding region runs from base 84 to 506 and encodes 140 amino acids.